GUGUCUGCCCAAGUCCCUCUCGUCCUGGUCCUCUCUGCCUGUCCAGAUACCGUCUUAUUACCCUUUGCUCGAGAGGGAGAGCAGAAGGAAAAUAACCACCGGAGAAGAAAAUUCUCAGCAUGGAAAAACCAUGCCAAGCGAAGGAAGAACUGGCGCCGAGCGUGCCGCUGCCCGAAGUGGAGGAGCCUCCUGUGGAGCCCCCUCCCGAGAGGACGGGUCUCGAAGAGGAGCAGUCUUCUGAGGAGCAGUCCUCUGAGGAGGAGUUCUUCCCCGAGGAGCUGCUGCCCGAGCUGCUGCCCGAGCUGCUGCUGUGUGCUGAGCGUCCUCGGCAAGAGCGCCUUUCUGCCAAGGACCUGUUGGAGGAGCGCCCUCCCAUGGAGCAGCCUCCCUGUGGAGUGGGCAAACACAAGCUCGAAGAAGGAAGUUUCAAAGAAAGGCUGGCUCGUUCUCGCCCACAGUUUAGAGGGGACAUACACGGCCGAAAUCUAAGCAACGAGGAGAUGAUCCAAGCGGCCGACGACAUGGAAGAGAUGAAAAGAGUGAGGAACAAAUUGAUGAUCAUGCAUUGGAAGGCGAAACGCAGCCGCCCCUACCCCAUUUAAUGUGUUCUACCUACGAUUAAUGCCUGAGAGAACAGUGUUGCCCCCAUACCCCACCUCACCUCCCCUGCCAA
Molecule: messenger RNA, 673 nt
Organism: Ochotona princeps (American pika)
Lineage: Eukaryota; Metazoa; Chordata; Mammalia; Lagomorpha; Ochotonidae
Gene: TCEAL1
Product: transcription elongation factor A like 1
Exons: 2
Coding region: 120-602 (160 amino acids)
Source: RefSeq, a predicted model, not a curated record